AUGGCACACAAGGCGGGGUAUAAGCUCUCGACAGAGCAAGUCGAUCAUUUCAUGCGGUUUGGAUAUCUGCGCCUGACCGACUGCUUCUCCCGGGAAAAAGCUGCACAAUGGACGGGAGAUGUGUGGACCAGACUCGGCUACUCGCCCACAGACAAGUCAACGUGGGCGUGCGAACGCAUCAACAUGCCUCAACACAAAGAAGAGCCGGUGAAGACGUUCGCUCCAAAGGCUUGGGCGGCCAUCUGCGAGCUCCUCGGCGGCGAAGACAGCGUGGCAAAAGACUCGGCCACCUGGAAUGAUGCACUGAUCGUCAAUCUGGGGACAGACGAGUGGGAAGGCCGUUGGCCCGAGCCUGCUGAUCUGCCGGGAUGGCAUGUUGAUGGGGAUUUCUUCAUUCACUUCCUGGACUCGCCCGAGCAAGCGUUGUUGGUCAUUCCCAUCUUCAACGAUAUCCAGGAUCAUGCGGGCGGUACUAUGGUCUGCCCCGACGCGAUCAAAAGGAUGGCACAAUACCUAUACGAGCACCCCGAGGGAGUAUCACCAUACAUGGUUCCUCGUGGCGGAAAGCCCCCGCCCACAAAGCGAGGGUUCUACUCUGACAUUGUCCACGAGUGUCAUGAGUUUCACGAGAUGACCGGCAGAACCGGCGAUGUAAUUCUUCUACAUCCGCUGAUGGUUCAUUCAGCUUCGAUAAACAGCCUGAGGGUUCCCCGGAUGAUCACCAACCCACCGGUGUCGUUGAAGAAGCCUUUCGAUUUCGACCGCAGAAACCCAAAUAAUUACAGUAUCGUGGAGCGAAAGACACUCCGAGAUCUUGGAAAAGACCGACUGUCUGGCUGGAAAAUCAAAGGUAAAAGGGAGUUUGUUGUGCCCGAGAGGGUGAAAAAGCAAGAGGAGAUGAAUAAGCUUGAGCUUGAGAGAUUGCAGAAAGGUUCUUGA
This is a messenger RNA of Penicillium riverlandense, 939 nucleotides long. RefSeq lists its product as uncharacterized. NCBI's taxonomy places the organism in Eukaryota, Fungi, Ascomycota, Eurotiomycetes, Eurotiales, Aspergillaceae. The record is from RefSeq and is a predicted model, not a curated record. The transcript has 2 exons. Bases 1 to 939 code for a protein of 312 amino acids.